AUGGCGCGGCGCCGCCGUGGUGAAGUCGAGGAUGAGGUGGAGGCCGAAGAGCAGGAGCAGGAGCUGGACCAGGAAUCCCAUGGCGCCAGCUUGACCUUCAAUGAACCGCUCUCAUGGCGCGCCGGAAAGCCCAUUCCCACGGGAGAGCUCCUUCGACGGCUCGAUGCACUAUCAAAUGAAUUGCGCGAAAUGGACCAGGAGGAGAUCGACAAGGAGUCAUUCACCAAGGUUGCUAAGGAGUUGGCCGGCCAGAACCUCUUGACCCAUAAAGAUAAGGGUGUGCGCGCCUUCGCAGCGUGCUGCUUAGUGGAUGUGCUGAAGCUUUGCGCGCCCGAUGCGCCAUUUACUGGAUCGCAAUUGAAGGACAUCUUUACCCUCUUCAUUACCUCCAUAUUACCAGCCCUCUCUGACCCCUCUCAUGCCUACAAUAACCAACACAAAUAUGUCCUCGUAUCAUUGACAGAAAUCAAGAGCAUUGUUCUGCUCACGGACAUUCCUAAUUCUGAGGCGCUCACUCUCCAUCUCUUUAGCUCUUUCUUCGACAUUAUAUCCGGUUCCUCAAAGUCCUCGACGGGCGAGCAGAUAGCCAAGGAAGUCGAGUAUAACAUGACACAGAUGUUGGUCAUCUUAGUAGACGAAGCUGCAAGUCUGCCUCCGCAAGUUGUAGAUGUUAUCGUUGCCCAAUUUCUGCGAGCGACGAGUCCAAACAGCGGAAAGGGCAAGCAUGGAGAAGCUCGCGCCGGGGACAAACAGUCUACUCUACUCUCCAAAGAGCUCCCAGCAGCAUAUAAUAUGGCCAAGACGAUCUGCAAUUCCUGCCCGGAAAAGAUGGCUCGCUAUGUCAGUCAAUAUUUUAAUGAGGUUAUUAUGGAUGUGUCCGCAACUACGUCGAAACCCAACGGCCAUAGAAGGAUGAGCGAUGCAGCAGAUCUAGAGGAAGAUGAGGCGCCGGCUGGUCCCACUGAAUCCGAUCUUAAUGAGCUUCACAAAGCGCAUUUACUCUUGCGUGAGCUUUGGCGCGCAUCGCCAUCAGUUCUCCAAAACGUCAUUCCCCAAUUAGAGGCAGAAUUGUCUGCUGAAAACGUUCAACUUCGAUUGCUAGCUACCGAAACACUUGGGGACAUAAUAUCUGGCAUUGGAGCAGCUGGGCCUCCCCCCCCUCCACCCAUGGAUCCUGCUGCAUACCCACCAGCAAGACUUGAAGAUUAUCCCACUUCGCACAUCUCUGACAGCAUCCUCACAAAGCCCAUUUCACCACAGUCAUUCUCUCAGACUCAUCCCAACGUUUAUCACAGUUUCCUGGGAAGGAAGAACGAUAAAUCAGCAGUUAUUCGAUCGGGUUGGACAACAGCCAUAGGCCGGGUCCUUGUCACUUCAGCUGGGGGGAUUGGGCUAAGUCGGGAGGACGAAGCUGCGUUAGUCAAAGGACUGGGCGAGAAGUUGAACGACGCAGACGAGAGAGUCCGCCUCUCUGCUGUCAAGGCUAUAGGGCACUUUAGCUUUCGCGAUGUUAUGACGAAGCUUGGUCCAAAUGGGGGCGUUAGCAAAUCUGGGUCGGUCCUGUGUAGUCUGGCAGACCGUGCCCGUGAUCGACGACAUCCAGUACGAGUGGAAGGAAUGACAACUCUGAGCAGGAUAUGGGGUGUUGCCGCGGGCGAGAUCGCCGCAGGAAAUGAGACUGUGAUUGAGGCUCUGGGCGCCAUCCCAUCGAAGGUUAUCGAUGCGUAUUAUGCUAAUGAUCUCGAACUCAACGUGCUAUUGGACCAUGUCAUGUUUGAACAACUUAUUCCACUCAACUACCCACCUGGAAAAACCAAGGGAUCUAAAGCAGCCAAUGGAGAUUCGCAGAGUCAGAGUCAGACAAAUGGGGACGCACCCUUCAAUGCUGACAAGAUCCGAACCGAGCGUGUUCUACUAGUGGUAAAAUCCCUCGAUGCAAAGUCAAAGAAAGCAUUCUUUGCAAUGCAGGCUCGCCAACCAGUAUACUCCAACGUACUGCAUGCCUUCCUCAAGCGUUGCGAGGAAUUCAACGGCGGUGUUAUGGAUGAACACGCCAAAGAGAUCAAGGCAAAGCUCGAUGGUGUGGUCAAAUGGCUCGCAGAUCUGCUUCCGGAUCCUUUGCGGACCACCCAUGAAUUGUACAAAUACGCCAAGUUGCAUGAUCGGCGAAGCUAUCAACUUCUACGUUUCGCAAUGGGCCCCGAAAACGAUUUUAAAACGGUUUACAAUGCUAUCAAGGAAUUUUCCAAGCGCAUCGAAUCGGCACCGGGCGCUCCAGCUGGGCUUCUUGAAACUCUCAUUCCCAUUGUUUACCGUUCCGCAUCCCUCGUCUAUAAUCGCAGCCACCUGCCAGUCAUCAUGCAAUACACGAGAAGCGAUGAAAAUGGGCUGGGGGCCACAGCACACGAGGUUAUGCAUGAAAUUUCAGAGCGGCAUCCCAAGAUAUUCAAAGACAAUGUUAAAGAACUCUGCAAAAUACUGGCGGAUCAGUCGCCUUCCUCAACCAAAGCAAACGAUCUCGGAAGUGUAGAGACUUUAAAAGCUUUGGCAGCGUUUGCAAAGAACCCCAACAGCUCCAAAGAGAUACCCAGAGACCGCAAGUUUAUCUCGACCCUGAUAAACUUUGCUCAAUAUGGAACACCGCCGAAAGCUGCCAAGUAUGCCGUGAGCAUUUUGAUGGCUGCAUCCGACAAGAAGGAAAUGCACGCGAAGGAUUUACUGGAAAAGUCAAUGCGCGAUUGGGAAUUCGGGGGGGAUCAUUUUCUCACCAAACUUGCAGCAAUCAGCCAGCUGACACUGCUGGAUCACAAAAUAACCGACGAAGCUAAUGAUGAGAUUCUUGACAUCACUACUCAACAACUUCUCCUGCAGGUCCGAACGCCUGCUGCUAACGAUGAUCCGAGUUGGAAAUCUGAUGCAGACCUCGACGACGAAUGCCAGGCAAAAUGUUGGGCUCUGAGGAUAUUGGUGAACCGUCUUCGUGUGGCCGAGGACCGCGAGACCGCGCAGAAGCUCGCCGUUCCCGUAUAUAAGCUCCUAAAUGGGCUGAUUGUGAAAGAAGGAGAACUCUCGAAAAAGAACGAUACACCCAAGUACCACAAGUCCCGAUUACGCCUCCUUGCGGCCCAGUCGAUGUUGAAGCUGUGCACGAAUAAGUUGUUCGACGAAUUUCUAUCGCCAGUGGAGUUCAAUCGACUUGCAUUUGUCACCCAGGAUUCUCUGAUGGAUGUUCGUAAGGGCUUUGUGCAAAAGCUCCAAAAAUAUCUUGUCAAAAACAAGCUCUCCAACCGCUUUUACACCAUUAUAUUCCUGACAGCUUUCGAGCCUGAUCAGAGUCUCCGCAAUUCCAUCGUUACCUGGAUACGUUCUCGCGCAAAGGUUUUCCAUGACCAGAAAUCUCGAGCGUUAGAAUCAGUGUUUGCGCGACUUAUUUCCCUUCUAGCCCAUCAUCCGGAUUUUAGUCUACAGCCAGAUGAAUUAGUGGACCACGCCAGAUACCUUCUCUAUUAUAUCACCGCUGUUGUCUCAGAGGAAAAUCUCCCUCUAGUGUACAAGUACGCCGAGCGAGUCAAACAGGCACGCGAUGCAAUUCCGAGCCAACAUCCGGAAAACAUAUACGUGCUGAGCGAUCUUGCCACGGCUUUGAUUAAAAAGUGGCAGGAGAAAAGGGGUUGGAUCAUGCAAACAUGGCCCGUGAAAGUAGGCUUGCCAAUAGGGCUUUUUGCUGGGCUCCCAAGCCACGAGGUAGCUCAGGAGAUCGCGGAGAAGGUGUACUUGCCAGAGCCUGUGGAGAUGGAUGGGUUACUCGACGACUUGGUCAGGAAUGCUGACAAGAAAAAGUCUGUGAAACAGAAGCGGAGAUUCGAUGACAGAGACGAUGGUUCCCAUCCAGCAAAGAAGCAUAAAUCCGAACCAAAACACCGGACUCCUAAAGCUCCAACAGUGAGGAAAGAAAGGACUCCCAAAGUCAAGAAAACGCCAGCCAAGCCAAAGAAACCUAGGGCAAGCGGUACCUUAAGCACUCCAGCAACCAGUCCAGCCGAACGAAGGAAAAGUGGCCGAAGCGCAAGCGCAAGAAAAAGCUACGCCGACCGCGAUGACAGCGAAGACGAUGAAGAGAUGUGGGAAGGUGUGGCACAGUGGGAGUACCUCAGUGGAGAUCAAGAGGGUGCAGCCCCAAACCAGAAACGACCUCGCGAGACAGAGUCUGAAGAUGAAGAAGAUGAUGGUGAUUUGUCGUCUGCCCCAGAAGAAGAGGAAGCAGCGGAGGAGAAAGAAGAUGUAGAAAUGUCCGAUGUGGAGCCCGAGCAAACACCAGAGUCUGAACCCGAGCCCGAGCCUGAGUCGAAGCCGGACGAAGCGGAAGAGGAAGAAGCGGAGGAGGAAGAGCCCGAGCCUACCCCUCCUCGGUCCAACGGGAAGAAAGUCCAACCCGCAAAACCAAGCUCCAAAAAGACACCGUCUCGGGCCGCCUCAUCGAGGGUUACUAAAUCCAAAGCAAAGCCAUCGCCAGCGAAAGCUAAGGCCAAGGCCGAGGCACCAGUCUCCCGGCGCACUACUAGAAGAAGGGGUGCGGCCGCGAAGGAGGAUUCCGCCGUGGAAGGAUCGGAGUGA
Messenger RNA from Venustampulla echinocandica, 4614 nucleotides. RefSeq lists its product as uncharacterized. The record is from RefSeq and is a predicted model, not a curated record. Gene Ontology annotation, cellular component: nucleus; chromatin. The transcript is spliced from 3 exons. The coding region runs from base 1 to 4614 and encodes 1537 amino acids. NCBI's taxonomy places the organism in Eukaryota, Fungi, Ascomycota, Leotiomycetes, Helotiales, Pleuroascaceae. Gene Ontology annotation, biological process: DNA repair; mitotic sister chromatid cohesion.